Molecule: messenger RNA, 252 nt
Organism: Dentiscutata heterogama
Lineage: Eukaryota; Fungi; Glomeromycota; Glomeromycetes; Diversisporales; Gigasporaceae
Source: the annotation of a GenBank genome assembly
AUGCGUGAAAUAAAUAUAGAGAAAUUAGAAGCAACUUUAAUAUUAUAUGAAUCUUUCGUAUUAUCUAAUGAAGAACAAGAAAAAGCUUUAAAAAAUUAUUACAAUGUAUUGAUGUUUAGUGAUGUUGCUAUUCUUAUAGACUCAGAGCAAAAAUUUGAAGUAUGUAAAGAAUAUUGUUUUGCAAAGGUUUUGUUAUUGAUUCAUAUCAUAUUUAAAAAUGCUUCAACAUUUAAUCUAGCACUUGUUCGUUGA